Messenger RNA from Epinephelus lanceolatus (giant grouper), 4063 nucleotides. It is a transcript of the gene kcnk1b, whose product is annotated as potassium channel, subfamily K, member 1b. Lineage: Eukaryota; Metazoa; Chordata; Actinopteri; Perciformes; Serranidae. Gene Ontology annotation, biological process: stabilization of membrane potential; potassium ion transmembrane transport. Gene Ontology annotation, molecular function: outward rectifier potassium channel activity; potassium ion leak channel activity. Gene Ontology annotation, cellular component: plasma membrane. The record is from RefSeq and is a predicted model, not a curated record.
CCACAGCAGGUUUCGUGGAGGGGGAAGAGAAUCCUCAUUCAAGCUUUGUCCGUGUCAACAUCCUUCUCUUUGGGAUAUAUUUCGGUAAUAUAACGCGCUUGGCGGCUUUAAUUAACCACAUUAGUUUAGUAUUAUAUUUAUAUAAAACCCGUAGCGUUAAAACGGAAGUGAUAAAGGCUCCCUGCUGAAAAAUGCUUCAGUCUCUAGCCAGCAAUUCGUGUGUGCGGUUGAUACAGAGUCACAAAUCGACAUGGUAUUUUGUAUCUCUAGUCCUGGGGUAUAUCCUGUAUCUCAUAUUCGGAGCUGUUGUCUUCUCCUCGGUGGAGCUGCCUUAUGAAGACCUCCUGCGCCAGGAGCUGAGGGCCGUUAAAAAACAGUUCCUCCAGGACAAUGAGUGUCUGUCCGAGGAGCGUCUGGAGCGGUUUCUAAAGAGAGCCCUAGACGCCAGUAAUUACGGGGUUUCCAUCCUCAAUAACGCAUCGGCUAACUGGAACUGGGACUUCACGUCUGCGCUGUUUUUUGCGAGCACAGUGCUGUCCACCACAGGAUAUGGCCACACAGCACCACUGUCAGAUGGUGGGAAGGCAUUUUGCAUUAUCUAUUCAGUGAUUGGCAUCCCCUUCACCCUCCUCUUCCUCACCGCGGUGGUGCAAAGGAUCAUGGUGUUUAGCACGCGGAGGCCGAUCAUGUACAUCCACAGGCGGUGGGGCCUGUCCAAGCCCCUGGUGGCCAUCGUUCAUGCCACUCUGCUCGCCACGUUGGCCGUCUCCUGCUUCUUCCUGAUCCCCGCUGCCAUCUUCUCAGCGCUGGAGGAGAACUGGAACUUCCUGGAGUCCUUCUACUUCUGCUUCAUUUCGCUCAGCACCAUUGGCCUGGGUGACUACGUGCCUGGAGAGGCUGCUAAUCAGAGGUUCAGGGAGCUCUACAAAGUGGGCAUCACUGUCUACCUGAUCCUGGGUCUGAUAGUCAUGCUGGUGGUGCUGGAGACCUUCUGCGAGCUGCAGCAGCUGAAGCAGCUGAGGAAGAUGUUCUACCUGAAGAAGGAGAAGCCGCAGGACCGCCUCGCCAUUUUGGAGCACGACCACCUGUCCUUCACCACCGUGUCCAACAGAGCCACGGCUUACAGUGAGGGCAAACCCCAGCCGUUUGUUGGCGUUCCAACUCUGGUCUCUCCCAAUGACGAUCCCAUGAUCCAGUAAACACGGACAGAGCAAACGUCCAAUGAAGGAUGAAAACAUGAACGUAGGGGAGUAAUGCACGCCAGAAUAGAAGUAGAUAGAAGGAGUAGAUCAGCUGUAGGCAUUCUGCAAAGCUCAGCCCUGCAAAUUUUAGUAAAACUAGUUGAGACUAUUCAGAUCAAGCAAACAAUUUCACUUAUCAAACCACAGUACUGACAAUAUAGUGCUACGCAGCAGAAAUUAAUAAGGGAUAAAAUGAAUAAUUUAACAGUGACUAUGAAGACAAAGUCAGUAAUAAAAGAAAAGCCUUGUGCUGUAUGACUCACAGGAGACGAACACCUUUAUGAGCUGUGCUAUUUUAUUGCAUAUUUAGGAACAUUUUAGAAAGUAAUUGGUCUCUUAAAUCUAGCUGAAACAUAGGACAGUUUUCUGUAGUCUGUCACAAAAUAGUCUAUAAACAUGUAUGUACCUUAUAAAUAGAAAUGCUUGACAGGUGUGUGGAGUAUACAUAAUCAGGUAAAUGUUUUAAGAUGUACAGUAUAGCACCAUUUAGAAUUAGCACAUCUGUUAAAGAUGAGCCGAAAUGUAGCUAAAACACAGAACAACUCAAGUCAUAAACCAUCAUUUGAGUUCAGAACUUAAAUUUUUUCAGGUGUAACUUUGACAGGAAUGUACCAUGACGUGUUUUCUAACAGUGCUUGUUGAAACUAAUCAAAGUUUGUUGAUAGGUAUGCUCUGAAACACUAGCUGGAUUGGCUCCUAUUGAUCUUUUGAGAAGUUUUUUGAAAGUUUCAGAGGCCUUUUUUUCUCCAUUGCAUAAUGUGUGUCACACGGUUGACUGAAAGAGAACUCACAGUCAAUCCUGGACAAAGCAUCUGAAAGAAUAGACAUUGUAUGAACAAUAAGUGGGCUGAGCUCAGAAGAAGAUCUCCUGGAAGUAUGACAUUUCUGAAUACAAAGAUUGCAAAACAGCAGGCUUUGUUUAUCAGGAAGAAACUAUUUCCUUCGCACAUACGAGCGUACUUUUACAGUCUGUUUGGUAGCAUUUUUGGCUCAUCUUUACGGAGGUGUUAACUAUUCUUUUUGGACUCCACGUUGUUACACAUUUCAUUGUGAGGGAUAGUAUUCGUCUGCAGAUAUCUGUAUUUUCUCAACACGUUGCAGUGCUAUUUCAGAGUUGUUCACGUGUGAUAUUAAGCACUAUAAUUUAUUGAUUUGUCUGAAUGAUUAAUGUGUGCUUGACUGUUUGAAAAGGGAAGUAGAGGUAGCUUAAAAAGGGAACCACAGAGGGCUGGCGGGCCCUGUUGCUUUUUACUGUCAAUAAAGAAAGUUCAUUUUGCACAUGUACUGGAGCCAGGCAGUAGUACAGGAAAAAAAUAUCCGUUUGGAAUUUUCUCAGAAAGAAAAGGGACAUGGCUCCAAAGAUUUCACCUGUAAAACAUGAGAUAUUCUAAUGGAAAAAUAAUGAUACUUUUGAUGUGGAUGAUCUGCUCUAAGCUAGAAAAUUCAAGAUGUCGAACAGAAACUAUUUUACUGUAUUGACAUAAUUUGAAUGUAGAAAUGUAUAUUUUUGACAUGAGGAAGGUUUACAAAAUUUUAGUAGUAAUAAUUAAAGGUAAUUCUGCACCAGAGAGGAGCAUUGGGGAAACUUGAAACUUUAAAGUGUAGCAGCAGGAGUGCAACUAAAACAUCCCAGUUACGAUAAUCUACCACAUCAGUUUUUAAUCUGCUCAUCAGCCAAGGAAAACUCUCCAUAAUUGGAGUUUAAUCCAGUGGAUAUACACUUGCAAGUUUAUAUGACAUUGACAUUGCACUCCUCUGUGUAUUUUUAAAAAAUUAUUUGUAUCUGAGAGAAAAAAAUGUUUUAACAGAAGUACUUAAUUUCACUUAAUAUUCUGUUUGGCACAAAUAGACACCCACAUGUGUAGUGUAGCACACCGCUACAUUAUUUUUUUGAUGUGCAUUUGUUAUGAAUUUUAACUAUGUCUCAGUCUCUGUGUGGAGCUGAAGUUCUGACCUCAUCUUUUUCUGCUACAUCGCAACAUCAAGACACAGUCGCAGCCUUUUAUGAAGUCUUGAAUGUAACAUUUUUUUAAUGCUGUUUGCUACAGUGUGACUCAAGGCCUGACCAGAGUGCAGUGUCACUCCUUGCUGCUCUGCUGGCUCUGUUAGUUUAGUGGUGACAAGUUUAUUUAAAACAGUGUGUACAGGUGAGCUGCCUGUGGCAAUGUGUAAUGACCGCUUGCAAAAUUAGCUUCGAGUGUGUCAUCAUCUGAGUUUUUCACUGAUCUUUAAUAUUGUAUGUUAUAGAUCAGUGGGAUUGUAGUUUUUUUUCUUUCCACCAGUCUUGGCCUUUGUGUAAACUGUGAAGUAUUGAAAUUGUUCUUAUUGUCUGCUGAGGAAAAGGAGAACUUGAAUUUUGCCAAGCUUGGGUCUCUCUUACUGUAAGAUGUUUGACUGUUUGUGGAUAUGUUAAAGAUUGAUGUCAAAGCUUUUACCCGUCGACUGUUUUCAGCAGUGUUUGUCAUGCACAUACAGUUUGUCUUAAGGGUGCAAGCUGCCAGGUGAAGUAGUUCUGUUCAGGGAGUAAAUGUUGUGUCAAGGAUUUCAAAUGGAAGCACACUGACAUGAUUUAUUUAUGCUGACAAAAGUAACUUGUUUGGAAAAUUUUGGAAUCCAAGGUUUCUGUACAUAUCUCUUCAGUUGUUGUGGUGUAGACUCAUAUGCACCAGUGAGUAUUUUAAUGUUACAAUACCAAUACUUACCGCAGGAGUGCCACGGGGCACCAAGGUUUUCUGUAAAAUUCAUUUUAGCAUACAAAGUGAAUCCAUGAACUGUACAAUAUCAGUGUGUCUUAAAUAAAGUGUUGGUUUAUUAUUAUUUAA